UCCGGGGCUUCGGCAGCGCCCCCCGCAGCAGCGCCGCAGCUCGCGGCCGGCCUCGCUUCGCCUCCAGCCUUCCGCGGCUGCUCGGGGGUGGAGCGGAGCCCCUGGGCCGGCCCAGCCCGCAGCCCCCGCCCGGCGUGCUCCGGGGGUCGGCAGCAGGACCCUCAGGGGCGCCUGGCGAGGCCCGGGGGCUUCCCGAGGAAAGGAUGCGAGCGGGAGGAUGGCACGAGGGGACGAAAGAACCAGGUGUUUUGAAGUAGAGGAUGAAAGCACCAACUGAGCAGCCUUCUCUGAAAGUUGGAGGAAAAGUGUACUCAGCUGAGAACAAAUUAAAACAAGCUGACAUGGAAUUAAAGCAACUUCAAGCUCCAUCUGAGGUUUUCCUUCAUUUGCUUCACGUAAUAACUAAUUAUUCUUUUCAGCCAACCUGUGGAGCUAUUACUGUUCUUGAUAUAUGAAGCGGUUGAGGGUGUGCAGUGCCAAACCAGUCCCUUUCCAGUGUGCCUGUUGAAAAUGCUCCCCAGUGCUGCCUCUGCCCCUGAGGAACCCAUCACACCUUAGAGGCUCCCUUUGGCUUUGCACGUAAAGGUAUUGUUCAUAAUGCCAACUGCAUCUUCAUCAGCUUCCUAGGGAACCGAGCAGUUGAAGCUGAUGGAUCACUUGCUAUGUCAGCUAGAGCUGUGGUCCCAGCUGCCCUGAGUGAUCAGGGUCUGGGUAACCUGCCAUGCCUCACUCCCUGCUUCGGUCGUACGGGCCACAGAUGAGGGGUUUUCUUGAGGAGUUUGACCAUUACUCUUCCUUGGUGAAACUCAUGUCAGUCUACCAAGCAACUAACAGGACCACCUUCAAUUGGACAGACAGCCGCAUUGUGGAGUGGGAGAAAUUUGCUGAGCUGGCUAAAUAUGAGCCAGAGUCCCAGAAGCCAACAGUGAAGGCUCUCCUUAUCGUGGCAUACUCGGUGAUUAUCAUCAUGUCUCUCUUUGGGAACAUGCUGGUGUGCCACGUGGUGCUGAAGAACAAGAGGAUGCACUCAGCCACCAGCCUCUUCAUUGUCAAUCUUGCGGUCUCUGACAUUAUGAUCACGCUGCUCAACACGCCUUUUACCUUGGUUCGGUUUGUGAACAGCACGUGGAUCUUUGGGAAGGCCAUGUGCCACAUCAGCCGCUUUGUGCAGUACUGCUCGCUCCACGUUUCCACGCUGACUCUAACAGCCAUCGCCCUGGACAGGCACCAGGUCAUUCUGAACCCACUAAAGCAAAGGAUGUCACUAACAAAAGGAGCGCUGAGCAUUUCUGUUAUCUGGCUGAUGGCAACCUGUUUCUCCCUGCCACAUGCCAUCUAUCAAAAGCUUUUCCAGUAUAACUACAGGGAAGCCACUGUCCGGAGCUUGUGCGUCCCCGAUUUUCCUGAGCCUGCAGAACUGGUCUGGAAGUAUCUGGACCUGUCUACCUUUCUUCUCCUCUACCUCCUGCCCCUGCUCAUUAUCACUGUCGCCUACACACGCCUGGCUAAGAAGCUGUGGCUCCGCAAUGCCAUUGGAGACAUCACCACGCAGCAGUAUAUCACCCACCACAAGAACAAGAAGAAGAGCAUCAAGAUGCUGAUGCUGGUGGUAGUGGUCUUUGCCGUCUGCUGGUUCCCUCUCAACUGCUACGUGGUGCUCAUCUCCAGCCUAGGCAUCAAGACGAAGAACUCCCUCUAUUUUGCCCUGCACUGGUUUGCCAUGAGCAGCACCUGCUACAAUCCUUUCAUCUACUGCUGGCUGAACGAGAGCUUCCGCUCGGAGCUCAAGUCCCUGCUCUGCAUGUGCCAGAAGGUGCCUCCACGUCGGGACAACGUGCUGCCGCCUGUUAUCACGUCCUGCCGAGAGGCAUGGAUGGAGCAGGCCAGGUGCAGGAAGGGACCUUCCUCCCAGACUAUUUGCUCCACUGUCAACGUCCAGACAGCCAACACCGAUCUGUGAGCCAAAGGGCAGAGCUGAAGUCACUGUUGGAAUCACUCUACAACUGCUGCCAACACUUUUCCCAAGAAAAAUAAGGACGAUAACCCCACACCUCCUGAACCUGCUUGGUGAGGUUGCUUCUCAUUGCUUAGCACAUUUUAUUCCAGCACUUCCCAUUUGUUAUUUGAUUCCAAACUGAAAAACUAGAGCAGGACAGCAAUUUCAAAAACAGCAAAAUAAGAAUGGCACCAAGCUAAGGCCUGGCAUCAUGCGCUUCACCAAGCUGUUGUUUAAAAAGCUUGUUUCACUCCUGGGUACCAGUCUCCCCACCUUCAAUAUGUUUACCAGGGGCCAGCACCAGCCUUUGCUGCUCUGCUGAGUUGCCGCCCGCAGCCCCUGCAGCCCAGCAGCAGCUCGUGCUCAGACGAACACAGCAGGUGCUCAAGCAGCAGUGGUGGCGUUGUUGGACUAGCCAGGUGUAGGCAAUUACUUUAACAGUGAUGAACUGUCAGAAGCCUGGAAAAGGGAGAACAGCCUUACUACUCCAGCAUGGGAGAAAACAUGGGUGUUGUGGUGACUGUCCCUGCAGGCUCCUAGAGGAGGAGCCCUGCCCAGUGGGAACCUUGGGGAGCUCCAGUGCCUUCCUUCCCCUCCACCCCUGCCUGCGUUCCUCACCCCUCUCCCUCAAGCUCUCUGCCCGGCAGUUGUUGCUGUCCUCCUGGGCCACUCUUUGCCUGUGCAAGAUGAGUGACAGCUGCCGGGGACAGGCAGAAGGUGAUUUACCAAUUUUUCCUGAAGCUAAGUUGUCGGUGAUUUUCUUUCGCCCUUGCAUUUCCUCUGCAAUUGUGAAGGAAGGAGAGGCUGAGGGUGAAGGUAGGAAGACCUCCAGUGUUUUUCUGCUUUUUGCUUUAAGCAUUGCUAAAACAUUCUCUGCCCCCCACUCCUGCUAUGAAUUGGAGGAUAGGAGCCUUUCCUCCACUACAUUUUAUGUAUUUUUGUAUACAUUUUUGUACAUACAUGUACACUGCUGACGCUGGGCUGACCUCCUCCUUCCUAAACCUGCUCCCUGGUGUGUGUGCCAGGACUGGGCACUGUACGGGCAGCCCCUGGGCACGGCUGGGUCGGGUGGCUGGCGGCAGGGGCCCGGCGGUGCUCGCAGCAGCCCUGCUGGGGAGCCCGCUCCUGCUCCUUGCUGGGGUCGCUUUUGCUAUGGGAGGCCUCUGGAAGUGGCCUCUGGGCUCUCAGAUGUGGCGUGUGCUCGCUGCUCCUGCUUGCUUCAAAUUAACUGUAGGAGGUAAGAAAUUCUGAAAGCUGGGCCUAUUGUUAUUGUGUUUGAUUGGGGUAUUUAUUUGUAAUCUGGUAAUUUCUUAAAAGCAGCUCAGGGGAUGAAGUGAGGGAGAGUUUGAAGAGGUACUGAAUGGCUUGCAAAAGCACAUUAUUUAUUUUCUAAAACUGUGCUCCCCAGUGCAGCUGCAUUCAGAUCCAAAAUCAGCCCAUUAUCCAGUCUAUUGGCUCCCAUUAAGGUAAUAACUGCUGCACUGAAAUAGGCUGGCCAGUCUCAAAAAGACUCAUUUCCCACCAGGACUCGGAGAAGGAAUACAGGAAUUUCACUGGGAUAAUAAUGUAUUUUUUUAUGAAGAGUAAUAAUUACUGGCAUCAGGCUGUCCCUGAAGAAAAACAGUGUUUAUUUUUAAUGAACAGGACUUUCUGAUUGGAGCAGCGAUGCUUUCCCCUAAAAAUGAACUUCUGCUGCCAACAAAAGGCAGCGUGCCCUCGUUUUUAAUCUGUUGCUCCCAGCUUGGUUCCAGUGGGGAGGCUUUGCUCUCAUGGAUGUCCCCCGGUGCUCUGAGCCGUGAGUGCACUCCUCAGCCCUGGCUGUGCAGCCAGGGGGCAUGGGCUGAUGGGGCUCAGGCCGGGGGGGGUCCCCUUCAGACCAGGCUCGGCCCCAGGCCUGCCUGGAGCUUCCCCUGCGCCAUGAAGCGCCAGCACUGUGGCUGCACUCCCAGCUUGGGCAGCACAAAACAUUUGGAGAAGCUGCACCCCAAACACAUGAGUCAUGAAGCUUUUUGGCUGCCUUUGGAAAGCUGAGUCUGGAGAGUCCCUGUGAGCCAGCCCAGGGGGUUGCAAGGUGAGUUUACCUGAAGCAGAAGAAAAAUGAUUUUCUGUCUCCUGGCAAGCACAGUCAAUAAUCCAAUAAUUGCUAUAAAAUGUGUGUUUUCAUUCACAUAUAAUUGCCCUUAUGUCCUGCGGAGAAGUAAUGAGAACCACACACACGGGGAAAACUGUGUAAAAUAUAAAAUGGAAAAAUCAGAGAAUGAACAAUAAAAAUAUCAUCUGUUAGGAAGGAGAGAAAGGAAAGAAACUUGGCCCUGGAAAUUCAGUUCUCUCUAAUGGAUUUAAGUCUUCAUUUUUAGCAACCAAAAUUUAACUAACUGUUCUCUAACCUACCCUGUAGAGGAGACAGGAACACAGAGAAAAUGGUGCAGGGCACAUUUGAGAGGUUCAGUGCCACAAUUACUCUGUCAAGGAGACUACGGACAUGCACAGCUGUGAAAGAUGACCCAGCAGGAGAAGUGGUUUAUUACUGUGCUAAGUGAGACCAAUUCCUACCAGGAUGAGUAAUUCACACGCAAGGAGUAUCGGCAGACAAGAAGAGAUGACAAACAUCACCAAGGCCCUGUCCUUCCUGAAAUUAAAAAGCACAAGCUGAAAUUUAAUUACUGGCUUUCUGCUUGACUUUUCCCUGUGUGAAUGCACUUCCCCCCCUGCCGUUGCACCCUCGCGGUUGGGGAGCACACAAGCAGCGGGGCUGGCUGCUACCUCCCACCUGUGCCCCCCAGUGCCAAGCAGUGGCUCAGUGCUAAUGCAGCGAUGCCUCAUGGGGACACGGGGCUGGCACAGGGACUGGUGGUGGUGCUGGCACUGGGGCAGCUGGCGGUGUGUGCCCACCUUCAGGGCUACAGCCAGCCCAGCGCGGAGGUCUGAGGGAAACUUCUGCUGGAAGUUGAGCAUCUGAGCUCAGGUGUGGUUGGGUGCCCAGCUGCCACGCUUAAUUCUGCCAAAUUAUCCAUGCUGCCUAAGUUGAUGCUAAUGACUUGGCUGAAGGUGCCUUCAAUAGGCUUGAAAAUCUGAUGGACCACCUUUCACCAUCUGAAUGUCGGCUGAGCAGGACGGUGCUGCUGAGGUUAGAGCCUAGAACCAGCACCCACGCAGCGACGGAGGGCACUGGCCAAUGAGGAAUCAGACAUGCUAAUGGCCAAGACUUGAGGUCUUGAGAAAUACGCUCUGAUCAUUUAUGAAAGAUUCUAGUGACUGUCAUAUAAUUGUGUGUAAUCAGGCAUCAUUGUGUGCUAAUGAACAGCUGCGCCACGUUAAACCCCUGCGGAGCCACUGUUCUGCUUACCACGGGUGGUUUUGCUGCUUCUUGUUUGUGCACGCUCAAACAGCUUUGGGAGGCCCCAGGUUGCUCCUUGUCCACUUCUACCGCAUUUUAUAAGCUCCAGCAAGCUAACUGCACGUUGCUCUUCUGUCUGUUACCGCUCUUCUGCCUGGUCCUAUGGUCCCUUUUCCUGCCCUCUCCUCCAUUUGAGCAUGGGUUUUUGGUCUGUAUUUUCAUGUAACGUUGUUUUUAAUCCAGAUACUCUCAGACCAAAAAUAGACAAGCAAACACAGGGUUUGAGGGGCAAAAAUUUAUUAUAAAAGUACUCGCUGGGUGCAUCCAGACUCUGUACACAAGAGAAAACCUUAGAAAGCUCAUCUGCUAUUACCAUUCAUAGCUUGGGCAGUCAUUGUUCAUACAGUAACAACAGGGCUCACUGCUGGUUGUGGCUGUAGGCUGCCAAGCAGGAUUCCAGCACAAGUGUUUUGCUGAUGGUAACACCUCCUUCAGCCUGACCUGACCUCUCCCAUCAGCUCUCCUGUGCCACCCGGCACUCGCCGGGCAUAAGGAUGUGCCCUCAGAUGCGAGUUCCCUGUGAGAAAGAUGCAGAGACCCACUUGACUGGCCAGGCCACCUCAGUAGUUCCUAGGUAAAGCACAUACAGGGUUCCCAGGCCUACACAAGGACGUUGAGAGCCUCUGAUCUCCAUGCCUGCAGUUACUUCAUCAGGGCACGCGCGUGCUGUGUUUCAACACCCCACGUCUUUCAGCCAGGCUCUUUAAAGCAAACCCCCUUGGUAAGGAAUAUUCAGCUUGGCAGGAUCACUAGCUGUGCACUGGGGCUGCUGUCAAACACAGGAUGCACUUUUGCAUUCCUGCUUGACCAGCUCAGGAGACUGCCCAGUGCACGUGCUUUGCGUGGGCCAAAGGGCAUUUACUGGCAUCCUCCUCUGGAACUGGAGGCUUGUCAAGCAGUUGGCCCAUGUGCUUUGAAUGCCUUCGCAGCAGCUUUGUGUCCCAGCUGGAGAUGCUCCUCCCAGAGGCAGCUGAGGUGAGGACCACGUGUACCCCAGCAUCUUGAUAUGCUGCCAGAUUCUGCAAGUCAUGGCUGAUGGGGCACCAGAACAGCAAAGGUAGGACUGUCUUAUUCUGAACACCUAGGGGCUGGUUUUCAACCCCACACUUCUCUUUACAUGGAAUAUUUUCCACCUGCCAGCUCUCAUCCUCAGAUGUAGACUAUUAUCACAGUGCUGAGAACAAGAAUCUGAAGUACUUGGAGGGGAAUGUGGCUUCGCAUCACUCCUUAAACAUUGGCCAAAAAUGAGAGAGCAGACAGUGCAAAUGCCCCAAGGCAAGCACAGUGGGGUGUAAACCUCUUGUUCAGAGGGAACUCCUGGUCUGGGUGUAAGCCUCUCCUCUGCAUGGGAGUGGUCACCCCAGGUUGUUCUCCCGAAGAGCAGAGAAAAAGGCCCAAACCACCCCCACCUUACCUACUGCUGCAUGGUGUCCGCAGCCCCCAAACUCAAGAGUCACUGGAAGAUAAGGCAAGGUGUAUUCUGAUUUCCCAUCCCAUUAUGCCAGAGUCUGUGAACCUAAAGUCUUGCUCUCCCACUGAGUUAGCCCCAGCUUUCUCCUCCAGACCAGCCUUCCUGCUGCAAGCUGCUGGACAUGGGCUGGGCAGCAGAGGCGUUGGGAUCACUUUCCCUGUGGGCCUUCAGGAAGGCUGAUUGCAGUCAGUACAGCCACUAAUACAUUUCACUGUGUACUUGGAGAUUAUUUCAAGCAUGUGUGAAAACAGGCAGCAUACACCCAAGAUGCUCCAAGCAAAAGGCUUCUUUGGAAGCCACACAUGCUGAAUGCCUUUACUGAUUCUGUACUUUUGCAUUCAGUGAUGAGUGUUUUCCUGUGCCUUGGUUUCAGAGGCUUCUUUAUUGACACGGAUUGUAUUGCUUCAGUGGUACAGGCUCACUGGACAACACACAUGGGUAUUCCUUACAACUCAAACAAGCUACACUAGUACAAGAACCUACAAAGCAUGAGAGGGUUUGAGCAAGUAUAACAACUUCAAUUAGAACAGAAAGUCAUAUCCUACACUCUAAUAAUUAUUUUAAAGAACAGACAGAGUUCAGGGGCAUGAACAGACUUAGUAAGGACUGUAAUUACAAGCUGACAGAACAACUGCACCUUGUUGAAGCUGCAGGAACAGGGGGCUCCUUGGGCAGCAUUUAUGGGGUCUCUGCCUCUUCCCCCUCCCCAGGAGUUGGGCCCACAGACAAACCCCACCCAGGAUUUGGCCCUUCUGAGGGAGACCAGGCCUGCAAAACAAGUAACAGCUGCUGUGUGACACCAAACACAAAAAGGAUAUGAGCACACAACUCUGCUUCUGCCCCCAGCCUGUGUUUCAGCAGUGUGGGCACUGGGUCAGGCUCCUCCACACCCAACAGUGGGACCCAUGGGCAGGAAGGACAGAAUUAAAACUCAUGGCGCAUCAUCACCUCCAACUCUGGAAUUUAUUUAACUACAAGCACACAGCAUUCAACAGCACUAUGUCUGGGUGGAAUGUGGGGAACUCCGACACCCCUUGUUUAACAAAACUUAGGAGUUUCAGCCACUGUUUUAUUUGAAUACAAACUUCACGCCAAAAAAAAAUGGAAACAAAUAAACUCCGGAAUUAUAAUGCUAAUGACACAGGAUUUACAAAAAUAUAAAUAACCUAUUCAUAACCUUAAAGAAAACAGAACAUCCACCAUAAAAAUUAUCAUGUAUUCCCAGCGGUAAACUAUGACUACAGAAAAUUAUUUAUUUAGUUUUAGAAAAGCACCAGAAUUCGCAUUGUUAAGUAAUCUAAACCACAUAGGGCAUCUCCCCCUAGCACUUGCAGACUUUUCAGAGCAUGCCCACAUUGUAAAAAGUUUUCUUCAGUAUUGCCCACUCACGUGAGAGUGUAGUGAAUUCUUAUAAGCACCCUGUUCAAGAAUAGCACCCAAGGAUGUACUAAUUGCUUCUUUAUUUUAAUAAGAUUUAAAUACAUGCCUAUUUUUAAGUGUACGCUUAGGAGCUUUCAGAACAGGGCUGGACUGAAACCCACCACAAAUUCUUCUGUAAAUCAGACUUCCAGACAGGACUGGUGUCAAAACAAUUGCUUGUAAAAAAUAAGAAAAAUCUCACCACCCAAGAGUAUUUCCAUUGUUCAGUCACAGCUAAAGUUUGCAUAGAUACUGGAUUAUUUUAUUUCUUUUAGCUCUUUUUGAACUAUGCCAGCUUGGCUUUGGUAGCUUCCUGAAGCUGAAAUUCGCUGAGAAUUUCCUUCCCUUACAUUCCAUUUAUUGUGCUGAAAAUACCAUUAAGAAAAAGCAGAAAAGUCAAGUACCAAGUCUAUUGGUUCCCAGCUAAAGAAACUGAAGCUUGCCCAGCUGCCCAGUGAUGGCCACCGUUUGCCAGUGUCCAAAUUGCAGCACCAGAGCCUGUCUUUCAGACUCUUGUGGUCCCCCUUCUUCCGAGGACUUCAGCUAGAUUUGUGAAAGAUCAGCCCAAAGGGCCUUGAGCUGGCUAAAUUAAAGGCCAUGUAAACACAGCUGAUUCUGAGACUGCUGACAGCACAGCUGGAUGGCAGCUGCUGGCCACGGACAUCAGCACAGGUGGGAGCAGCCCUGGGACAUGAGCUGCGGUGCCCAUUGCCAUUAAAAAGCCCACUCCACAAUACUACAGUGUGGGACUGAGCACCCAUGAAGCACCAUCCACAGAAGCUCACACUGAGACUGUGUAAAAGGCUCCAGGCAGGCUUGAGACUUCUCAAGAACAGUUAAAACACAGCUACCCACAGACCUGCUGCAGAGGCGGCCACCCCAGCGCUCCCACUGCGCCAGGCAGGGCUGGCGGAGCAGCCCCACGUGCUGCCUCCUCAGCACCACGGCGAGGUAGGUUUUGAAUGUGAACAACAUUGCUCAAAUGGCUAAAAUAUAAGUUUCCCUUAAAAACUGUUAGGGGAAUGGGGUUGAUUCCUUAAAAGAACAACAACAAAAAAAAAACAACAACAAAUGCAGACCCCACCUACAUCAACAGGAACACCCAGCAAGAGCAGAAGGGACGGAGACCACUGGCCCCCAACAAGGCUCUGCAGCACACAAGUGAUGACAUCCUUUUUAUUCACGCCAUUUCUAGUUUACCAGGCUGUUGCUAGCCACUGUUUGCUCCCAAUCCCAUGGUGUUGCACCGGACAGGAGGAGCCCGCUCCGCCAUCCUGCACCCCACUGGACGGGCAGGGACACACACCCAGGGACACGCAGGACAAUCCACCUACACCUGCUUCAAGUUCAAAGCCAUACCUGAUUAGUUAAGCUGCAUGGAUGUUUUUACUUACACAUCUGUAGGUGAAUUAAUCUUCAUUCCCGUUGAAAGUGUGUCCAUAAAGAGAUUAAAUAUUAGAUUUUGUUACAUGAUUAAUCCGAACACACUCUCCCUGCCACAGAUAAACCUCAGAUGGAAAAACCUUAUCCCCAGUCUGCAUUUACACUAGAAAUACUUUUUCUGACUGCUCCAUAACAGACCAAGUACAUCACCCCUGCCAAAAAUGGGUACAUGGGUACAAGGUCUAACAUUUCUGGUUCUCACAAAGCAAAGAGCAAUAAAACGACCGUGACUCCGAAAGAAAUAAACAGCGGAGGAGAUAAAGUGUCACAUCCAGUUGAAGCUGCCCAUGCCUCCUGUUAUCUGACCACAUCCUGAGUGUGUUCAAGUCUUAACAGCAUUUAACAGGAGAAAAGGGGGAAAAAAAACAGAGCAGCUAUUAAUACUGGUGUUUGGGCAGAUCUGAGCAAAGGGCUGUGUUCCCAGAAGGUCGGUUGCUUUUUCCAAGUACUGUGGUCAGAUAAAAGGCAAAGCCUGGGGAUGCCCUGGCGGUGGCGGGCAGGGAAACAGUGCCGCUUGCUGGCGGCCACCAUGCUGCCAGGGUCAAGGACAGCGCGGCCAGCCCCAGCGCAGGAGGAAGAAGUGCUCAGAGCCAGCCGUCAGCUGCAGCCUUUAGUAGGGACACACACACAGUGAGCACCGUGGCUCAAACCUCCUGAAGGUCCUGGGACACAGGCACUCAAGGCCCGCAGCCACCCAAGGCACUGAGCCCUGCAGGAGCCACACCGCAUACAGGGGCUGGGAGUGGAGGGUGCGAGGGGACAGCAGCACCAGGGAAGGGUGGAAAUGGCAUGAGGUGUCCAACAGACCACAAGGACGGGGCAGAAAAAGUUGGGCAGUGAAAUUAACUCAGCAGGCACAAAACACGGCGUAGAAAGAGCGGAAGAAACAAGACAGGCUUGUUCUCCCUGACACGUGGCAGCAGAGGCAAAAACCUGCCCCUGCUGACCUAAAGGCAUUUUUGACUCUGAUCUUCAGGGGUAUCAGGCACUGUCCUGGUUGAGUAAGCACUGUGGGUCCAUUCCAGUGCUCAUCUGAGUUCCUCAGAGGAGGGUGUAAAAGGCUUUGGUAGUCCUGGUGCAACAGGCAGGGACAAAGCUGGGGGCUGACACCUCCUGCCUUCCUUGGCAAGCAACCAGCUCGCACCAGGCCUCCUGCCCCAGCUGCAGAGGCAGCGAACACCCACUGGAGCCAGGCACAGGGCAAAGACCGCUCAGCUGCUCCACGCCAUGACCUCAGUGGGACAGGCAUCCCCGUCCCGGGCGCGGGAGGCGGCGGCGCAGCAGGGCCAGGCGCGUGCCGGGCGGCCGGGGCAGCUUCCCCAGCUGACGGCGGCCCCACAUUCCCAUCCGCCCCCGCAGGGCCGCUCCCUGCGCCUCGCCUGCUGCGCAAGGAUUCGCCCCCGACAAAAAUCCUGGAGCGGGAGGCUUGCAGAGACACUGCUGCUGGCAGGCAGGGCACAGCUUCCCAUCGCAGGUCUUCUCCAGCCUCAUGAGCCACUCCACCACGGACCUGCAAGCCCCACUUGUCAGACCGCCUGGCCAAACCCUGUGUGACACGGGGAGACCCUGAAGCUGGUGGCAGACGGAUGAGAGCAACAGCACGGCAGCCACCAGACCUGCAAGCUGCCCUGAAGCUCCACAACGAAAACUGAGGGGAGCCUCACACAGGCGAAACUGCUGCAAGCUCUGACAAAUCCUCCAGGAACAAAUUAAAUGCAGAAGGGUGUUCCCUGCAUAAAAGCUACUCCCAAAAAUGAGAAAAUUAGCUUGUUUUUAGGCAGAAAAAAAAAAGAAUAUUCUAAAGCAAGCCUGCUCUGCCACAGGGACUUCAACACUCACUGCAGCACAGUCGCAGUCUUCAGUCUAUAGCUGACCCCUAUAUGCCUGGCACUGGCAGGGCACCAGCUGUUCCGUGCAGAAGGCAAAGGAGGGUCCCUGCCUCUGGCACCCUGUGCUGCACCCCACAUCAGCCUGCAAUGCCUGACCCACACCGAGGAGGCUGUCAGUGGAUGUACCAACACAGCUGAGUAGAGGCAGUCACCAGCCGACCAGGGAGCAAAAACUGCCCUGGGCAGGGAGCAGCACAGCACUGCACCUAACACAACUGCACAUCAAAGUACCCUGGUGAUCAACUUGGAACUUCUUUAAGAAAACUAUAACAUUUCAAGUAAAGGAAAUGAAUUUAAACAUGCCACAUGCUGCACUGACACAGAGACUGACUGCUCAGCUCUCCCUGCCACAGCAGCAAUGGUCACACAGGUCCUCCUUCAGGAGGAGUGCCUCCAGUACACACGGAGGAGCAAACAAAAUUUCAACUCAAAGUGGCAACAGAAACCCAGAAAAAAAAAACAACACAGUAUUGGCCAAAGGAAAACGUUCUGAAAAGCUGGAAUGGGAGAGAAGUGAUUGUUGGCCCUGUAAGAGAGUGGCACACAACCAAGCCCAAGCCCCUGCACAGCGUGUGGCCAGGGACCUCACAGAAUUCAUCCCGAUGCCAGCAACUUGCAAAGGACAGGGCUUAUUACACACUGACGGGCAGCACAGCGAUUGUGACACCGCUCUGCUGCUGGACAUGGGUUUAAGUACAGAUGAAGAAAAAUGAACUCAGAGGUGUUGAGCACAACCUGCCCCAAAGGGGCAGGAGUGACAGCUGUGAGGAUACACAGUACUACUGUCACCUCCCCAGCUCCUCCGCUCUUCUCCAAGGAGGGAGACUCCUCAUGUGCUUCUAUUCCACAAUGCAAAGA
Molecule: messenger RNA, 12473 nt
Organism: Cygnus atratus (black swan)
Lineage: Eukaryota; Metazoa; Chordata; Aves; Anseriformes; Anatidae
Product: G-protein coupled receptor 83-like
Exons: 6
Coding region: 722-1960 (412 amino acids)
Biological process (GO): neuropeptide signaling pathway
Cellular component (GO): membrane
Molecular function (GO): neuropeptide Y receptor activity
Source: RefSeq, a predicted model, not a curated record